This is a messenger RNA of Aureobasidium uvarum, 1122 nucleotides long. The record is from the annotation of a GenBank genome assembly. NCBI's taxonomy places the organism in Eukaryota, Fungi, Ascomycota, Dothideomycetes, Dothideales, Saccotheciaceae.
AUGAUGUUCAUCGUACUCUUGACUGUGGUUAUUGUCCCGGUUGUCAUCGCGUGGCCAUCUAUGGGGAAGAAGGCGAUCAAAUUGCCCGACAGCGACACAUUCAUUCGCCAAAAUGGUACCAAAUGGCAGAUUCAGUAUGUUGGAAACAUCAAAUUCACUGGGUCGAUCGGGGAACUGGGUCUUGGGGGCGACAAAUGUCGUUCCAGCUUUCUUGGCGGCCGACACAUCUGGAACUGUGGUGAUAUGGAAUGUGCUUCGGACCCAUUCAAAUGCGGCUUCUCCAUGGGUCCUGCCUUCUACGGAACGAAGAGUGUAUCAGUGAUCAACACAACAGCCCACGCAAAUGUUGGCGACUUCCAAUUUGCUCCACCAUGGCAUGGAGACCCGAAGCCCGUCCCACCACAAUCGCAGUAUGGAAUGGACACGUCGAAUGUGGUCCCAAUCAAUGCCACCACUGGGCUUGCUUAUGUCUGGGAAAUCACCCGUGGAGCACCAGAUGGUUCUCAUCUUGAUCAAGGCGCCGGCGUCGUUUUCGUGACACUAGGCGAGACUCAGCCUAUUGCUAAGAGGGUCGGUCCACUUCUGACAGGCUCCGAUUCAGUCGCAGUUGGUAUCUUCGCCAUUGCCCGAGUUCAACAAUACAUUUACAACUACAAUCUGCAAGGCCCCUUUGGGAACAUACUCGUCGGGCGAGUCGAAGCGAGCGAUGCUGCGUUGAGCGCAAGCAAGUACGAAUAUCUCCUGUAUCCUCCGGACAACAAGACUGCUCCCAUCUGGACGCGUGGCAUACCAGCUGCAAAGGAUGCCGCGAAUUACGGUAUGCGAACCACUGAAUCUUCGGGGCGCUUUGCCUGUAGCCAAUAUGGCAGUGUGACAUGGAGUAGAUACUUCCACAAGUAUAUGCUGAUGUGUAAUCUCUUCCUCGACUUCACGUUUUUCUACCUGGCUGAAAAUCCUUGGGGACCGUGGACUGGCGGAUACAAACUUCUGGGUGACGACUCGGGCUGGCUCGGUUAUGGAGUUUCCGCGCAUCCGCGAUGGUCAACAAAGGACAACGAGCUAUACUUCUCCCAGGGCCCGAGCGGACCGCUCAAUAUGUUCAAGUUGACAUUCCACUACUAG